Molecule: messenger RNA, 621 nt
Organism: Wickerhamiella sorbophila
Lineage: Eukaryota; Fungi; Ascomycota; Dipodascomycetes; Dipodascales; Trichomonascaceae
Exons: 1
Coding region: 1-621 (206 amino acids)
Cellular component (GO): endoplasmic reticulum membrane
Source: RefSeq, a predicted model, not a curated record
AUGAAGCUGGCUGCGUUGUUGAUGGCUGCGGUGGCUGCCGCACAGACUCUGGUUGUUGAGCCCGAGGUUAGAAUCGAGAACGGCGUUAUUGUCAACAACAACCCUUACGAGGUCAAGCUUGUUCUCAAGAACCACCAUGGCGAGCCGGUCACUGUCGACAAGGUGGUCGAGUCCUGGCGCGAGGUGGGCAAGACCUACCGUAAAACCCAGGCAAACCGCACUGUUACCACUGGUCUUACCGUCAACCCGCACGACCAGACCGAGCUUGUUCUUUCUCGCCAGCAAUCACUGCCCGCCCGCGCUCUCGACUUAAUCUACGAUGUGCAGUACUCUGUUCAGGACGAGCACCUCAGCAGUGCUUCCGAGGCCCAGACCUUCAAGAUUGAGGACCCUUCGAUCAGCAUCGUGGAUCCGCGGUUCAUUUCCGCGCUCUUUUUCCUGGUAACUUUCGUCGGCAUCAUUGUUUACUUUUCCCUGGCCAUUUUGGAGCAUCCCCUGGUCACCAAACCGGUCAAAAAGGAGCGUUCUACUACUCCAAAGCGUGAGCCAACCCCCACGUCCACUGAGGAUUGGAUCCCCCAGCGCCACCUGCGUUCCCGCACCCGGGCGGCCCAGGAAUAA